AGGAUAGCAAGAAGAAGAAGAUGCCUCGAGAACUCAUCACCAUCUCGGCCGGACAAGCUGGAAACCAAAUCUCAUCCGAAUUCUGGCCACAGAUCUGCGCCGAACACGGCAUCUCACCCACCGGCCUGCUCCAGCCUCCACCUCAGCCAUCAUCCUCAUCAGGCCCAACAAACAAUAACCCAUUCCAGACCAACGACUGCUCGGCUAUCGAUCGCAAGGAUGUCUUCUUCUACCAGGCUGAUGACGACCACUACAUCCCACGGGCUAUCAUGAUCGACCUCGAGCCAAGGGUGAUCAAUACCAUCCUCACCAGCGAAUACAGCAAACUCUAUAACCCCGAGAACGUCUAUCUCUCAAAGGAUGGCGGCGGGGCUGGCAAUAACUGGGCGGCUGGCUACGAGACUGGAGAGAAGAUCUACGAGGAGGUGAUGGACAUGCUCGAUCGCGAGGCUGACGGAUCUGACUCACUCGAAGGCUUCAUGCUCCUGCAUUCGAUCGCUGGCGGAACGGGUUCCGGAUUGGGCUCCUACCUGCUCGAACGACUCUCGGAUUCAUAUCCAAAGAAGCUCGUCCAAACCUACUCCGUCUUCCCUCACAGUGACGAUAGCUCAGAUGUCGUCGUCCAACCCUAUAACUCGAUCCUAGCCAUCAAAAGACUCGUGAACCAUUCAGAUUCAGUCGUCGUACUCGAUAACGCAGCCCUGGCCAGGAUUGUCUCCGAUAAGCUACACGUCUCCUCGCCCACCUGGCAGCAAACCAACCGCCUCGUCUCCACCGUCAUGUCUGCCGCCACGACCACCCUCAGAUACCCAGGUUACAUGAAUAACGACCUGGUCGGCAUGAUCGCAAGCUUGAUCCCCACCCCGCGCUGCCACUUCCUCAUGACCUCCUAUACCCCCUUCACCUCCGAACGCGACGGCCAGGAAGAGGCAAAGAGCGUCCGCAAGACAACCGUGCUCGACGUCAUGCGUAGACUGCUCCAGCCUAAGAAUAGGAUGGUCUCCACCGGCGCAACGAUCAACAAAUCCGCAUGUUACAUCUCCAUCCUCAAUAUCAUCCAAGGUGAAGUCGAUCCAACCGAUGUGCAUAAAUCGUUACUGCGGAUACGGGAACGUCAUCUUGCCAAUUUCAUCCCUUGGGGGCCGGCCUCGAUCCAAGUAGCGCUAACGAAGAAGUCCCCAUACAUCCAAACGCAACACCGAGUCAGCGGAUUGAUGCUAGCCAAUCACACAAGCAUCGCCUCAUUGUUCAAAAGGACACUCGAUCAGUAUGAUCGGCUUCGCAAGAGGAACGCCUUCUUGGACCAAUAUAAGAAAACUAACAUGUUCGCUAACAGUUGGGACGAGUUCGACGAAUCGAGAGAGGUCCUUGUCGACCUCAUUGACGAAUAUCGUGCUGCCGAAUCUAAGGAUUAUGUUAAUUACACGGCUCCUAAGAGCUCCUUGGAAGAUGAUAGGACUCAUCAACGGUGAUAUAGAUAUAUACAUACAUAAAAUCACAGACUCUCUGAACUCUACACACAUCAACACAAACUCAAAAAAGAAGUUCGCGUUUCUCUUACCUUCAUAUAACAAAGGAUACCCCUUUUUUUAUCAAAGAUUGUCAUGGCCAUCGUUGUUAUUGUUAUUGUUGUUGUUAAUUUUGUACGGCUUUGAAAGAAAGCAUGAAAAAUGAAAGCUCAGAAAUCAAGCUAUUCUUUCUGUACAUUGCUCUAGUUAGUGGUGCCAGGUUUUGUACAGGGAUCUGUGUUGAAGUGUUUUUAAAAAAAGAAAUUUUAAUCUCAUCAUAUAAUGGUAGAUGUUCUUUGUUAUCAUCAGGCUGAAAGAAAAGCCACUUGGAUUUG
This is a messenger RNA of Puccinia graminis f. sp. tritici CRL 75-36-700-3, 1843 nucleotides long. RefSeq names its product tubulin gamma chain. The transcript has 4 exons. NCBI's taxonomy places the organism in Eukaryota, Fungi, Basidiomycota, Pucciniomycetes, Pucciniales, Pucciniaceae. Bases 21 to 1472 code for a protein of 483 amino acids. Gene Ontology annotation, molecular function: GTP binding; structural constituent of cytoskeleton. The record is from RefSeq and is a predicted model, not a curated record. Gene Ontology annotation, cellular component: nucleus; centrosome; cytoplasm. Gene Ontology annotation, biological process: mitotic sister chromatid segregation; cytoplasmic microtubule organization; mitotic spindle organization.